Messenger RNA from Pichia kudriavzevii, 1404 nucleotides. RefSeq lists its product as uncharacterized. The transcript has a single exon. Lineage: Eukaryota; Fungi; Ascomycota; Pichiomycetes; Pichiales; Pichiaceae. Bases 1 to 1404 code for a protein of 467 amino acids. The record is from RefSeq and is a predicted model, not a curated record.
AUGAAGCUUAAAGUUACACCAUUGACACUGUCAAGAGCAAAGCACUUGUUAGAAAAAAAAUCCGGAACAGAUACUGCAUUAGCGUAUGCUUCACAGGUCCUAGAUGCCCUACUUGACGACGUUGAGUCGCCAUUCAUUCUCAGUGAUGUUACAUCCACAAUAAUAUCAUUGAUAAAAGAUAGAAAGCAGUAUAAAGACUUGAUAUUAAGAUAUGAAGACAACUUAAAGUUCAUGCUCAACCUCUAUGGGGUCCAAAGAGUUUCCCAGAUUACGCCUGAUUAUAUUGUUUAUUAUUUUGAUAGACUGAUUAAAUCACUUGAUAUUGAAAACCCCACUGCAGAUAAGGCUGAAGUAUAUGUGCAUGCUUAUAAUAUUGUGAUGAACAGAGACCUAUCAUUAUGGGCAAUUACAGGGAAAUUGAGCUACAUACAAACCGAUAUUGUUGGCUCCUUAUAUUCUAUUGAAACAGAUUUGCUAACUUUCCAUGAUCAACACAAGAUACAACACCUAAGAGACAUUAUGUUAUAUAAAUGGGAGGAUUCCUCCUUCAUGAAUCAGUGGCAGUAUCAUCUAGACAAGUGCAAGCUGAUAGUCCAGGGAUUGGGAUCGGUUAAAGAGGCGGAUACAGGUAUCGAUGACACCUUAUGUGGACUCUCAGAAAGAGAAUCGUAUGCAUAUUGGGAGAUUAGGUGGUGGCUAAUAUAUGCUAUGUUUUUAAAGGGAGAGUUUGAAUCGGUUGUGGAUCAAUUCUGGGCACUAGUAAAUGAAGAUCGAAACACACAUGGUGUGGUUGGCGGUUCAAUAGAGGUGCUGAAAGAAUUAGACUCUACAAUCAUUGAUGGGGAAUCUUUGAUAAAGAUUGUCCUUAUAUCCUUAGUAUUGUCGAAAAAUAAUUUGACCAUAAACGAAAUGUUAAGUUCAGGAAUAUUGAUGGACAGUAUCUAUGAUGAUCCUACACUUAAGCAGUUUAAAAAGGCGAUGGAUUGUUUCCAAUAUCCAGAGGUAUUGGAUCUGCUUUGCAAGUUAGAGUCUAAAAUUCCAUGGUGUGGUUGUUUGCAUGGAAGUUUUGAGAGGAUAGCCACGCUAUUACUGGAAAAAUCAUUGUUAUCAUAUUUAUCUGUCGUGGAUUGCGUAUCAUUCGGUGAAUUGUCUUAUACCUUCGAUCGCCCUAAAGAUUAUAUCAUACAAUUAGUAGAACGUCUUGUAAUUUUAUUGGACCUUCCUUUAUUUAUAGAUGAGGAGGAAGAGAUUGUUAGGUUUAAGCAGAAUCAAGGGAAUUAUGAAAUGUCGUUCAUUCGGGAAAUGGGUGAUGUAGUGAAUAGUGAACUCAUACGAGUUAGAUGUUUAAAGCAAGAGUCCCUCAACAGCAAAUUCAAAGAUGAAGACAAGCAAAUGAAGUUUUGA